Molecule: messenger RNA, 2180 nt
Organism: Cataglyphis hispanica
Lineage: Eukaryota; Metazoa; Arthropoda; Insecta; Hymenoptera; Formicidae
Exons: 5
Coding region: 44-1093 (349 amino acids)
Biological process (GO): proteasome localization; nuclear protein quality control by the ubiquitin-proteasome system
Cellular component (GO): nucleus
Source: RefSeq, a predicted model, not a curated record
AAUAGCUCGAGACAUUGCCUGAGAAUAUUAUCGCGCGAUCGCAAUGAGUACCGCAACCGUGAGACAACUCCGUGACGUGCUGGAACCAUCUCGUCGCACAAGAGGUACUACAGAGAGCCCGGUGAUGGUAGUUCCCGCCAAUUCUUCAGCCACGGCUCACAACAUGGAUGUAAGAAUAGUGCAGAAUUGGUUGAACAGACUUCCCGAUGGUUGGAACUCACCGCAGAGUCCCGAUGAACUUAUCAUUCAAAAGAGAGGUCGACGCAAGUCUAUAGUAUGGUCUCCUGAUCUCAAGACAUAUAAACGACAUAGUUUGUUUAGUUUGAGUUCCAAAGAUCAGACACCAAUUAAAAGUUCAACGAAAUCAAAUAUGGCGUUAAGAGAUGCAGCUAAAAAGCGACUUUCUCUUGGCGAUACUUAUCAGUCUGAGUUUUCUACACCAAAAAGCAAAAAAGCAUUAUUGUCCUCUCGAAUGUCACUAAAUGCUACAAAUACGACGAGACAACGAUCUGAUGAUAAUUUAGUGAACGGUUUGCGAGAUCUUAGUCACGAGCAACUCAUACGGUUGAUUAUGGAGUUGGUAUACGCGCAGGAAGACGGUACAUUGCGCGAAAACGAAAAGCUUCGUUAUAUUCUUUCAAAGAAAAUAUCAGACGCCGAUAUUCAACCGUUCAUAGAGAAGUUGAUUAUCUUGAGGCAAAAUAUUUAUGCCAGUCUUGUAUUUUCCCCUAAUUUGAACGAUGAAUCUGCAUACAAUUGUGCUUACAUACAUCUUGAUGCAUUUCAGAAAGCUCUAGUUGAUCAGGGAAGAAUACUACAAGAAUCCCAGCACUGGGUCUCAUUGAUGCACUAUGUAUUAGAAUCAUGGAAAAUCAUCAGAGAAUUACCCAAAUGGGAGAAUCAAGAUCUUUGUAAUAUCACAUGUAAAUGUUUACAAAGUAUGUCACAAUUUUGUGCUGAAACUAUAAGAAGAGGAAAAUUUGAGACUUCAACUCUGGAAAUUUAUAUUGAAAGUCUUAAAACUAUAGUCGAGGAAUGCGAAGAAUUUCAAAUCUGCCUGCAGAUGGCAAAAGAAGCAAAACAUGAAACUUAGGUCUUUUUUCUUAUUUGAUAUGAUUUGCUUGAUAAUUUUAUUUAAAUAUUUAUCAGAACCGUGGGUGCGGUAAUAAUUAAACUAAUAUUGACAGCCCUGACACAUUAAUGUGCAGGAUGAUAUAUAAAGUAGAAUUAACCAGUGAAAAAAUCGUUAGAGACGAUUUAGUUUUAAAAAUAAAAAAUGAAAAUUUUUUUAUCAUCCUUAUAACAUUAAAUAUAUCUCGAAUGAUCCUAUACAUUAUUGUAUAUUGACGUAAACAUACAUAUGUUUUAGAUUUAUAUAUUUGUUCAGUCUCUCAACGCACGCGACUAUUCUACAUAGACACACAUACACAGACAUGCGGAUAAUAUAUAUGAAAUGUAACUAAUAUGUAUUAUCCGUUAUUAGACAUAGUGGCUGAGAUAUAAAACGAAUUAUAUAUGCCUUGAUACCCUUUAAGCCUUGUAAAUUACAGAUAGCAUGUGCCUCUUUGUAUAUUAAUUCUUUAAUAUUAAUAGAUAUUUUUUUAUCUUGUUGAGAGAUAAGUAUUAGUUUUAAAAUACAGAAAAUAAGUACAAUUUAAAUUUCUUAGUGAAAAAAAUUACAUGGUACAAAAUGUGAAGAAAAUGUUGAUAUUCAAUGAGAAACAAUAAGAUAUUAAAAGAUCAAUCUUUUCGAGUGAAACUUUGAUAAUUACUAUAUUUAUCAGAGUGUAUAAUAAAUAAGAAGAAUGUAACUUUGACUCUCAGAAAUAAUCUUUGUCUGGAUAACAUAUUUGUAUAAAACUAUAUCAUAAUUUUGUUGUUAAAUUAUUUUUCUACGUGUUUUUAUAUUUUAAAAUCUAUUUUUUCGUUUUAUAUAAAUUAUAUAUCCCUUUCGCAUAUAAAAAAAAAAAGAGAUUCAUACAUACAAGUUUUGCGGUACAAACAAGAUGUAUACUUCAAUGUAUAUAAAAUUUAAAAAAAAAACAUGUUUUUAUAUCAAAAAGCCAAACACUAUUUUAUGUUAUAUUGUAGCAAUUAUUUUAUUUAUCGUAACUUGAUGUAUUUUAGAUCCUCGCCCUUCUCAAAAUCAUUAUAUCACACAAAUGAUAUUUUUGUAUGUG